GAAAGCUCCAAUUAUCUGGGAUAGGGGAUUCUGCACUAAAUGGUCUCUAUGAGAAUAAUGACCAAGAGGUUGGGAGAAGACCAAGUUACAAACACUCUGGUGGGGAUGACAUAUUCAACCUUUACUACAUAGCGUCGGAUGGAGUAUGGGUUAUCGGAUCCGAUCCUAUAGUUAUACAAGAUGGCUAUUUCGCUUACACAUAUGAUUCUUCUGUGGAUCCAACUCAAAGUAGCAAUUGGGAGGUUUACGACGAAGGUUGGAUACCAAAGCCAAAUACACUGUGGACUUGUUUAGAUGUCGAAAACAACUGUACAAACCACAACAACUGAUGAAAUUAUAACUGUACCAACCUCAACAUCAACUGUCCAAACCACUGAAACUGAUCAAACAAAGACUGCUGUACAAACCACCACCAUUGAGGAAAUUACUACAACUGUACCAACCUCAACAACAAUUGUCCAAACCACGACAACUGAUGAAAACACUUCAGCUGUACAAAUAACAAAAACUGAUGGAAUUUCUACAAUUUUGCCAACCACAACAUCUGAUAAAACUUCAACUACAGUUCCAGCUACAACAUCUGAUCAAACUAUUGUAACUGUUCCAAUGACUACAAUAACUAAUACAACAUUUGCAUCCUCUACCGUUAUUACAACGGCAAAAAUGGUUACCAAAACAGAACCAUAUUCAUGUGGUAAAAUGACCUGUCCUCCUGGUCGAGUAGGCAAAACGUGUGCUGAAAGUGGAUAUGCAUUCUCAGUUGUUCUGCGACUGAAUGAAAGGUUUUCAGAAGCACUCAAAGAUGUGGAAUCCGAAGAAUAUAAAGAUUUCAAAGAAAAAUUCUUCUGCUCGGUCAGUGAGGGAUAUAAACAAGGCAUUCUUGGUCACAAGUAUAGAGCAUUCCUAAAGAUAGAGAAUUUGACCAGUGGAUCCAUCUUGGUAGCUUUCUCCCUGACUCUAGAACCAUUGUCGAUAGAUGGCGCCAGUGAUCCUCCAACACCAGAUUUGGUGGAGGCGUCAUUCAAUGUAACAGCUGCGAACCAAUUUGGCUUACUAAAAUACAGAGGACAGCCUGAAUCAGUGAAAGAUUACGAUGAGUGUUCAACCCAUUCUUCCAACGAUUGCCACGCAAAUGCGUCAUGCACGAAUCAGAUAGGAUCAUACACAUGCGCAUGCGCCACUGGGUUUGUUGAUGAAAGGACUGACACUAUUUUACCAGGGAGAAUGUGUAAAGCUGAAUAUGUAUUGAGCAGAUUGGAUUACAUUCUCAUCAUUGUUGGAGGGUUCGUUGCAGUUGGGCUAAUAUCAGUAAUUGUUACAGUUUGUUGCUAUGUGCGAAAUAUGGCUUCUAAAAGAAAAGAAAUCAACCGUACCUAUCCAGGAUUAUAAGUGAUAGACUAGAAUAGGAUAAGGAUGAGCAAUGUCUUGGUGCGAGAUAGUCGCUGCGAGAAUAAGCCGAACGUAAUGAGAAAUCAACCAGCGGUAUAUAUUUGGCCUGCGUGAUGCAUACGUAGUACCUGAACACGCUAGGUGUCAAAUGGAUAUAUGGCCGUGGUGUUAGCGAGUAAACAGAAUGAUAGAAAUCUUGCCCGAAAUUCGUUUUUCGCGGGGUCUUUUUGCUUUACUUCCGGUAAAAUCUAUAGGUGCAUAAACAGUGGUUAAAAUCCCCCUGAAAUGAACCAUGAGGAACAAUCCUCCAGUGUCCUUCUUAAUAAGGAUGAAUCCAAGAACAUUUAAAGCUAUACAAGUUACACACAGGCCUUGUGCGAACGAAUGGUAAUGGUGGUCGAUCAAGAAUGAAAACAUCCUUUUUUGAAGAAUAACAACAGAUUUUUGUGGAUUUCGCUUGAAUGUCAAAAUACAAUUAAACAAUGUAAUCUUUCAAUGAAUUCUAGCAUUUGACUAUUUAGCAGUUUCAAAGUUCCAAAUAUUCAAUAUAAUAGAGAUCCAAUCAUAGACCUCUAAAUCAUACCAUAGCGAUUUCCCGCUUUAGACAGCCAUUUUGAAUAUCAUGAGGAAGAGGGGGAGACGCCCCGGGAUUCAGAGAAGACACAUGUCUAUAAAUCCUAUUUUACAGGAAGUACACCAGGGCGGGGUUCCUUUUAUGCUUUUCUACCAAUUGUACAUCUCCGAUUGGCACAUUGCUGCAAGCUCAUAUCGGUGCAUCCGUAGCAAAUACUCGUAUCAUGUUAGAUCAUGGUUUUGGGAUAUAUGUGAUUUGUUUUCCUAUGACUGGUAUACACUUAAAGUUUGCCUUUUCUUACCAGGUUACAUAACGACUUUUGAUCCUUUCCCUUUGGCACCUAUGCUUAUAUAUUCGUAUAUAGGUACGUGUAUGACAUUGCAAACCCUUCUAAAUCAUCUCAAAGAUGACAGCAACAAAUAGAGGUACCAAAUUCAGUUUGUAUCAACCAUUUGAAUAUUGGAGGUGAAGUAAUUGUAUAAACAGACUGUUGGUAUACCCAUGUCAUCCAAUAAUGAGAUAUCAAAAUAUGUUAUACACCAACUGGGGUGUCGAAGCCCGUAUAGUUUUGAAAUUUUGUAAUGAGAUAUGAAAUAAAAGUAUUUUGAAAUUGAAAAAUGUUGAAGAAAGGUGUUCGUUCCAUGUAUGACUUUUGCUGCCCUAAUUGUAAAUCAUCAGCAAAAGGACAUUGAAACAAUUGCAACGGGAUGUUGGACGUAGGAUCCAAUCCUCGUCUAAGACGACGAGUCAUUCCAUCUCAACCGU
Molecule: messenger RNA, 2728 nt
Organism: Owenia fusiformis
Lineage: Eukaryota; Metazoa; Annelida; Polychaeta; Sabellida; Oweniidae
Source: the annotation of a GenBank genome assembly